AUGAGAAAAAGACCUGUCAAUUAUGACAAUGUCUGUGUCCGUUGGGGUGAUGAUGAUGCCCUCAUCGCUGACAUCAGACGUCUAGCAGCUGAGCCUUCGUCUUCUCGCGUUUGUGCUCCUUCCGCUGUUCCCGUUUCUCUUGCCUCUGCCGGUUCUCUUCCUCUUCGUGAGGUAAGCAACCAACCUUUUGCUUUGGCUUCUCUUUCGCCCUUGCAAAAAUCAGGGUUCGGCUGUUACAGCCUCGAUUGCGUUUGUGUUGUCGGUUUGCCUUGCCUUUCUCCUGGGUUUGUGCCUCCACCCCUUCAACCUUACCAACCCAAAUCCCAUGUUCCUGCCUUUGCUUUCGCUUGCGACGCUAUAGUCCAGGCAUGGGUACAAGAAUACGCACCUGUUCUUGUUUCCUCUGCGGUUUCUUCCCCUUUUGGGGAUAACGUAGAUCCAGCGGUUUCUUCCCUUCAUAGGGAUAACGCUGAAGAAGCGGUUUCUUCCCCUUAUGGGGAUAACGCUUUCUCUGCGGUUUCUUCCCCUUAUGGGGAUAACGUAGAUCCAGCGGUUUCUUCCCUUCAUAGGGAUAACGCUGAAGAAGCGGUUUCUUCCCCUUUUGGGGAUAACGCUUUCUCUGCGGUUUCUUCCCUUCUUAGGGAUAACGUAGAUCCAGCGGUUUCUUCCCUUCAUAGGGAUAACGCUGAAGAAGCGGUUUCUUCCCCUUUUGGGGAUAACGCUUUCUCUGCGGUUUCUUCCCUUCUUAGGGAUAACGUAGAUCCAGCGGUUUCUUCCCUUCAUAGGGAUAACGCUGUCCCAGCGGUUUCUUCCCUUCAUAGGGAUAACGCUGAAGAAGCGGUUUCUUCCCCUUAUGGGGAUAACGCUUUCUCUGCGGUUUCUUCCCUUCUUAGGGAUAACGCAGCUCCAGCGGUUUCUUCCCUUGCUUGGGAUAACGCUGAUGAAGCGGUUUCUUCCCCUUAUGGGGAUAACGCUUUCUCUGCGGUUUCGUCCCUUCUUAGGGAUAACGCAGCUCCAGUGGUUUCUUCCCUUCCUAGGGAUAACGCUGAUGAAGCGGUUUCUUUCCCUUCUGGGGAUAACGCUUUCCUGGCGGUUUCUUCCCCAAUUGGGGAUGACGCUUUUACCUCGGUUGUUGGUGGUGCUUCCGUGCCUGGUGUGGACGAUGAAGGUUUGCUUUCUCCCCUUCCUUCUCCUUUCUUCCGCGGGGCUUUUGCUUCCCCGGAGUUGCUUCCUCUUCCGUCCGCUCUAUCCCGUCUUCCCCCUUUGGAGGAUGAUGUUUUGGGUGGCAAGCGAAAAACUCCCUCUCCUUCCCCCACCACAUCUCCCCGGGUAUAUCCCGUUUCUUCUCCUUGCCUUAGAGCAUCCCCUCCUUCCGGUGAGGCCACUACCUUUGUGGUAGAUUACUCUGGUGUUUUGACCCCCCCUCGCGUGAUUGCCAGACCUAGGCUCUCACGCGCCAACAAAAUCAAAAAGCAGCCGGAAUUGAAGUUGCCCUUUGCUGCUGAAGAGCAAAACGUCGUUGAUCCUGAGGAACCGGAUACCAAAAGAAUCCGUUCGCGGGAUUUGUAG
Molecule: messenger RNA, 1569 nt
Organism: Mucor mucedo
Lineage: Eukaryota; Fungi; Mucoromycota; Mucoromycetes; Mucorales; Mucoraceae
Exons: 2
Coding region: 1-1569 (522 amino acids)
Source: RefSeq, a predicted model, not a curated record